AUGUCCAACCCAUUCUACAAGGAGCCCGAAUUCGACACCAUCCAGCUGCACGGCGGACAGAGGCCUGACACCGCGACCAACGCGAGAGCUGUACCAAUUUACGCGUCCACGAGUUUUGUGUUCAACAACUCUGCUCAUGGAGCUGACCUCUUCGGCUUGAGGGCUACCGGGAACAUCUACUCUCGGAUCGGUAACCCCACCGUUUCCGUUUUCGAAGAACGUAUAGCUGCCCUCGAAGGUGGUAUUGCUGCCGUCGCGACCGCUUCUGGUCAAUCCGCCCAAUUCCUAGCCAUCUCCGCCAUCGCUAAUGCCGGAGACAAUAUUGUCUCCAGUUCUUAUCUCUAUGGUGGAACGUACAACCAAUUCAAGGUGACCUUCAAGAAGUUCGGUAUCGGUGUCAAGUUCGUCACAGACAACGACCCAAAAUCCUUCGCCGCCGCAAUUGACGACAAUACUAAAGCACUUUACAUCGAGAGCAUCACCAACCCUAAAUACAAUGUCCUCGAUAUCCCUGCCCUCGCCCAGGUUGCCCACGACCACGGCAUUCCGUUGAUUGUGGACAACACUUUUGGUAUGGGUGGAUAUUUAGUGCGACCCCUCGAUUUCGGUGCCGACAUUACUGUCCAUAGUGCUACGAAAUGGAUCGGUGGUCAUGGAACGACUAUCGGAGGUAUCAUCGUCGACGCCGGCAAAUUCGAUUGGAAGAAGUCUGGGAAAUUCCCUGGGUUCACUUCCCCGUCUGAGGGAUACCACGGUCUCGUGUUCUGGGACACUUUCGGUCCGGUCUCUUUCGCCGUCAAAGUCCGAACAGAACUGUUGCGAGACAUAGGCCCAGCCUUGAAUCCCUUCGGCGCAUUCCUUUUCUUGCAAGGUUUGGAGACAUUAAGUCUUCGUGGGCAGCGCCACAGCGAAAACGCUUUUACGUUGGCCAAGUGGUUGGAGAAGCAGCCACAGGUUACAUGGGUGUCGUAUCUCGGUCUCGAGUCGCACGAAUCGCAUACCUUGGCUAAGCAGCUUCUUCGGCCGAACACCUUUGGUGGAAUGCUGAGCUUUGGGGUUAAGGGAGGAGCCAUUGCAGGAAGCACGCUCGUUGACAACCUUAAGCUGGCUAGUCAAUUGGCUAACGUUGGUGAUGCUAAAACACUGGUUAUCCAUCCUGCUACGACGACGCAUGCUCAGUUGAACGAGGAGGAGCAGAAAGAUUCUGGUGUUACUCCCGAUCUGAUUCGGGUUUCUGUCGGCAUCGAAGCUAUUUCAGAUAUCAUUGCUGAUUUCCAAGCAGCGCUAGAGAUUGUGUCAAAGACUGUAGCAUGA
Guyanagaster necrorhizus is the source of this 1314-nucleotide messenger RNA. RefSeq names its product O-acetylhomoserine ami. Gene Ontology annotation, biological process: L-homocysteine biosynthetic process; transsulfuration. Bases 1 to 1314 code for a protein of 437 amino acids. Lineage: Eukaryota; Fungi; Basidiomycota; Agaricomycetes; Agaricales; Physalacriaceae. The transcript has 11 exons. Gene Ontology annotation, cellular component: cytoplasm. Gene Ontology annotation, molecular function: cysteine synthase activity; O-acetylhomoserine aminocarboxypropyltransferase activity; pyridoxal phosphate binding. The record is from RefSeq and is a predicted model, not a curated record.